Messenger RNA from Annulohypoxylon truncatum, 594 nucleotides. RefSeq names its product guanylate kinase. The record is from RefSeq and is a predicted model, not a curated record. The transcript has 3 exons. Bases 1 to 594 code for a protein of 197 amino acids. Gene Ontology annotation, biological process: purine nucleotide metabolic process. Lineage: Eukaryota; Fungi; Ascomycota; Sordariomycetes; Xylariales; Hypoxylaceae. Gene Ontology annotation, cellular component: cytosol. Gene Ontology annotation, molecular function: GMP kinase activity.
AUGGCUCCCGUAGCAACCCUCCCCCAAGACCGCCGCCCAGUCGUGAUAUCCGGCCCCUCUGGCGUAGGCAAGGGCACGUUGUUCAAGCGUCUCUUCGACACACACCCAGAAUGUUUCGCGCUAUCGGUCUCCCACACGACGAGGUCGCCGCGCGCCGGCGAGGCCCACGGCGUCGACUACUACUAUGUCUCGCCUGACGAGUUCGAGGCUUUAGUGAAAGCCGAUGGUUUCGUUGAGCACGCCAAGUUCGGGUCCAACCGCUACGGCACCUCCAAGCAGACCAUCGCCGACCAGACCGCUAAGGGGCGUGUCGUGGUCUUGGAUAUCGAGAUGGAGGGAGUCAAGCAAAUCCAAAAGAGUGGCAUAGAAGCGCGUUUUGCUUUUAUUAAGCCACCUAGUUUUGAGGAGCUCGAGAAGCGCUUGCGCGGCCGAGGCACCGAAUCGGAAGAAUCUAUCCAAAAGAGACUGGACCAAGCCAAAGUUGAGCUCGAAUACGCGAAUACGCCGGGCGUCCACGAUAUAAUCAUCGUCAAUGACGACCUCGACAGGGCCUACAAGGAGUUAGAAGAUUUUGUUUAUAAGCCGCUCGCGUAG